This is a messenger RNA of Sapajus apella (tufted capuchin), 4210 nucleotides long. It is a transcript of the gene SEMA3E, whose product is annotated as semaphorin 3E. The record is from RefSeq and is a predicted model, not a curated record. Gene Ontology annotation, biological process: semaphorin-plexin signaling pathway; negative chemotaxis; positive regulation of cell migration. NCBI's taxonomy places the organism in Eukaryota, Metazoa, Chordata, Mammalia, Primates, Cebidae. The transcript is spliced from 18 exons. Bases 619 to 2943 code for a protein of 774 amino acids. Gene Ontology annotation, molecular function: semaphorin receptor binding; chemorepellent activity.
CCAGAAAUACUUCCUAUAAACAGCAAGUACGCUGCUCAACCCUGCCUGAACUUUCCUGUAAACAGCCACUGACAGACUGCAUCCCUGCUGGGUGGAUCCUGCGACUCCUAGAGGGAAUGGCACUUCUUGCUUUUAAUUAGCAAGGUGAAAGGUGAAUUAAAACUAGCAAUUUGGCAAGUCAGUGCAAGAGGCUGACUUCUGAGAGGCUUUCAGGAGCCCGAAGAGAGGAGCUCCACGGGAGGAGGGAGUGCGUGUGCUCGGGCUUAUUUUUUUUUUUUUCCUGAAUGAACAGCUUUGCCUAAGUGACUGAAAAACAGCUUCUUCCUGAAUCUACCGGCUUAGUUGCUGAAGAGAGCUCUAGACAGGACAUGGCUCUGAAGACUCACUCUUUGGAAUGUCCUCUUGCUCCCGGCUUAUAAACAACUGUCCUGAGGAAAGAAAGGUUUUACAUAACCAAAUACAGCCUGACAAAUGGCACUUCGGAACUGUGCGUUUUGAUGACAACGCGUUCGAUUUCUGACAAAGCCUCUCGCACGCUGCCCCUGGAGGGAAGUCCUAAGUAAAACUCAGACCCUCCUUAAAGUGAGGAGCGAGGGCUUGAACGGUGAACACGGCAGCAUGGCAUCCGCGGGGCACAUUAUCACCUUGCUCCUGUGGGGUUACUUACUGGAGCUUUGGACAGGAGGUCACACAGCUGAUACUACCCACCCCCGGUUACGCCUGUCACAUAAAGAGCUCUUGAAUCUGAACAGAACAGCAAUAUUUCAUAGCCCUUUUGGAUUUCUUGAUCUCCAUACAAUGCUGCUGGAUGAAUAUCAAGAGCGACUCUUCGUGGGAGGCAAGGACCUUGUGUAUUCCCUCAGCUUGGAGAGAAUCAGUGACGGCUAUAAAGAGAUACACUGGCCUAAUACAGCUCUAAAAAUAGAAGAAUGCAUGAUGAAAGGAAAAGAUGUGGGUGAAUGUGCAAAUUAUGUUCGGGUUUUGCAUCACUAUAAUAAGACACACCUUCUGACCUGUAGUACUGGAGGUUUUGAGCCACUUUGUGCCUUUAUCAGAGUUGGAUAUCAUUUGGAGGAUCCUCUGUUUCACCUGGAAUCAACUAUAUCUGAGAGAGGAAGAGGCAAAUGUCCUUAUGACUCCAGCUCCUCCUUUGUCUCCACUUUAAUUGGUACUGAAUUGUUUACUGGACUCUACAGUGACUACUGGAUCAGAGAUGCUUCGAUCUUCCGUAGCAUGGGACGACUGUCCCAUAUCCGCACUGAGCAUGAUGAUGAGCGUCUAUUGAAUGAACCAAAAUUUGUAGGUUCAUACAUGAUUCCUGACAAUGAAGACAGAGAUGACAACAAAGUAUAUUUCUUUUUUACUGAAAAGGCACUGGAGGCAGAAGACAAUGCCCACACAAUUUACGCCAGGGUGGGGCGGCUCUGUGUGAAUGAUAUAGGAGGGCAGAGAAUACUGGUGAAUAAGUGGAGCACUUUCCUAAAAGCCAGACUGGUUUGCUCAGUACCGGGAACAAAUAGAAUUGACACAUAUUUUGAUGAAUUAGAGGACAUUUUCUUGCUACCUACCAGAGAUCAUAAGAAUCCAGUGAUAUUUGGACUCUUUAACACUACCAGUAAUGUUUUUCGAGGGCAUGCUAUAUGUGUCUAUCAUAUGUCUAGCAUUCGGGCAGUCUUCAACGGACCCUACGCACAUAAGGAAGGACCUGAAUACCACUGGUCAGUCUAUGAAGGAAAAGUCCCUUAUCCAAGGCCUGGUUCUUGUGCCAGCACAGUAAAUGGAGGGGGAUACAGAACCACCAGGGACUAUCCUGAUGAUACCAUCCGAUUUGCAAGAAAUCAUCCACUAAUGUACCAUGCCAUAAAACCUGCCCAUAAAAAACCAAUCUUGGUAAAAACAGAUGGAAAAUAUAAUCUGAAACAAAUAGCAGUGGAUCGAGUGGAAGCUGAAGAUGGCCAAUAUGAUGUCUUGUUUAUUGGGACAGAUAAUGGAAUUGUGCUGAAAGUAAUCACAAUUUACAACCAGGAAAUGGAAUCAAUGGAAGAAGUAAUUCUAGAAGAACUUCAGAUAUUCAAGGAUCCCGUUCCUAUUAUUUCUAUGGAGAUUUCUUCGAAGCGACAACAGCUAUAUAUUGGAUCUGCUUCUGCUGUGGCUCAAGUCAGAUUCCAUCACUGUGACAUGUAUGGAAGUGCUUGUGCUGACUGCUGCCUGGCUCGAGACCCUUACUGUGCCUGGGAUGGCAUAUCCUGCUCCCGGUAUUACCCAACAAGUACACAUGCAAAAAGGCGUUUCCGUAGACAAGAUGUUCGGCAUGGAAAUGCAGCUCAGCAGUGCUUUGGACAACAGUUUGUUGGGGAUGCUUUGGAUAAGACUGAAGAACAUCUGGCUUAUGGCAUAGAGAACAACAGUUCUUUGCUGGAAUGUACCCCACGAUCUUUACAAGCAAAAGUUAUCUGGUUUGUACAGAAAGGACAGGAGACCGGAAAAGAGGAGGUGAAGACCGAUGACAGAGUGAUUAAGAUGGACCUUGGCUUACUCUUCCUAAGGUUACAAAAAUCAGAUGCUGGAACCUAUUUUUGCCAGACAGUAGAGCAUAGCUUUGUCCAUACUGCCCGUAAAAUCACCUUAGAGGUAGUGGAAGAGGAGAAAGUGGAGGACAUGUUUCACAAGGACGAUGAGGACAAGCCUCGCAGGAUGCCUUGUCCCGCCCAGAGUAGCGCCUCGCAGGGAGCAAAACCGUGGUACAAAGAAUUCUUGCAACUGAUCGGUUAUAGCAACUUCCAGAGAGUGGAAGAAUAUUGUGAGAAAGUAUGGUGCACAGAUAGGAAGAGGAAAAAGCUUAAAAUGUCACCCUCCAAGUGGAAGUAUGCCAACCCGCAGGAAAAGAAGCUCCGUUCUAAACCCGAGCGCUACCGCCUGCCCAGGCACACGCUGGACUCUUGAUGGGAAGGAGAAAAACCAUGCUCUCUAGCAACACUGAGCAAAAUCAUAACCACUCAUCCUAAUUUCUAAGGGUCAGUCUACUGCUUCCUUAGGCCUCUUCUAUGUUAUUCUUUGUUAUGGGAGAGGACCUGUGGAUAGAAUGAAUUUUGACAUAAAACAAUGCCCAUUCACCUCCUCCAUCACAAUACCACCCAUUGAGCAAGAGAUCGAGAUUUGUUAACAAGAAAGAUUUUGCUUCGUGAUUUGUAAAGUCUCUUCUAUGUCUCUAAUUCUACAUUGCCAAUUUUUUUUUCUUUUGUGUGAAUUACUGAAUAUUUCAGUGCAAAGCUAUCAACUUGGAGAAACAGGGAUAAAAGAUAAACACUAAUAAAAGCUCUAGAAAAAAGGGAACAAAGUCUUUGCCUGUUUAGUAAGUGGCAAUUCCAUAUAUAUUUUAGAGUUUUUUUCUUUCUAAAAUUAGUUAAAUACUUAGAAUAUUUGUAAUGAGUGUUCAAUAUUUGCUAUAGGGUUUAGGGUUUUGUAAAUCUUCGUAGUAAUUAUGAACAUUUGUAAAAUUUGUAAAAUACAAUAAAUCGCUUUGAAUGUUGGUGUUAAGCAUGAAACAAACACAGCAGCUGUUGUCCUUAAAAAUGAAUUGACCUGUGACAUCUGUAGCCUAAUAAAUAUAUUAAGAAAAGUAGUUAGUAUUGUAUAGAUAUUUGAGAUCCCAGGAGAAAAUGCUACACGUAUAAUAAGAAGUUCAUGUUCUUUUUCUUACAGCAGAGCAUCACACUGAGUUCCAUUUUAAAGAAGGAUUCAUUUUUCAGGCCAACAACUGUUGCAUUUGAACCAGAUAUAAAUCAUAGAUUUUCCACAAACGCUCAAUUGAUUGUAGCAGUGUUAUUUAAGCUGGUAUGUUUAUUUUAUUUUACUUUCUUGGAUAGCUUUAUGUUUUGGCUUUUAUUAUAAAUUGAUUGUGCUCUGCUUGUGUUUAAAUGGCUUAGUUAUAAGCUAGAGCACUAUAUUGGGGUGUUCUUUUCUGUAUGGUAUCCUUUUAUUUGCUUGGCUGGGUUCAUAAUAGUGUGUGCCAUAUUCUUUCUUUUCACUGAUUAUAAGCCAUGAGACUUAUUAUCAUCUAGUGGCAAGCUGCAGGGAUCAUUAACAGUGUGUCUCUGACUAUAACUUGGAUCUGCCACUAUGCACUGUGUAAUUUGUCUGUACCACUAUGUACAAUCUCUAUUUGGUUCAACUUAGAUGAAAAAGAAAUAAAUAUUUGCUAAACUCUCAA